AUGUCGAAAUCGGUAGAUGCCCCUCAGCAGUUCAAGCAGCCCUCCCGUAAGGGUAAGAAGGCUUGGCGCAAGAAUGUCGACGUUACUGAAGUCCAGGAAGGCCUUCGCAUGUUGAAAGAUGAAGAGAUUAAAGGUGGUUUGCUAUCAGAGAAGCCUUCCGAUGAGCUUUUCAUCAUCGACAGCACUGGAAACGACACAGUCCGGACAGAAAUCGCCAGAAAGCAUAAGCCGCUCAAGGCGGACGAAAUCAUCGCUCAGCGGUCUGCUAUUCCCGCGCUUGACGGUCGCAAGCGUAUCAACCCUAAUAUCACCGACGGAGUCAUCGAGCCAAGGACUAAGAAGCACAAGAAGGACUGGGUCACCAAGAAGGAAGUUCUGCGCUUGAAGGAAGUGGCCAAGGCUGGAAACCCCACUGGCAAGAUCCAUGGCGGUGAGCUUUAUGACCCUUGGGCGGAGGAGGUCGAUACAACCUCCACCAAGAUGGAUGACCCUCGUUUCGACUUUUUGGUGAAGCCCAAGGCCAAGGUUGCCCCAGAGACCCUUAAGCAUGCGCCUUUGUCACUUGCCGCCAAUGGAAAGCCUAUCCCCGCUGUCCGAAAACCGCACGCUGGAACUAGUUACAACCCUGUCUUCGAGGAGUGGGAUACUCUGCUAGAGCAACAUGGUGCUGAGGCUGUUGAGGCUGAGAAGAUUCGCCUUGCAGAACAAGCAAAGGAGGAUGAGAAGCAGCGCCUCAGAGAGGAGGCCGAAGGCGACGACGGUGAAGUCAAGUCCGAUGAUGAGAGUGCCUGGGAGGGCUUCGAGAGUGAAUACGAAAAGCCCGAGUGGCUCAACAAGAAGCGACCUGAGCGAAAGACCAAGGCCCAGCGCAACAAGAUUAAGCGGAGAAAGGAAGCUGAGCGAUUGGCGAAGUGGGAGGCCAACAAGGCUUCUAAAGAGGCCCAGGCCGAGAAGAUUGAAUCGCUCGCAGAGGAGGCUAGACAGCGGGAAAUGCUGGCGGCUAACCAGUCUGAUGGCGAUGAUUCUGAUGAGGGAGAUGAUACCAAGCUCCGACGAAAGGCUUUAGGAGGAAAACUUGCACCUCCCGAGAAACGGUUGGAGCUGGUCCUCCCUGAAGAGCUUCAAGACUCUCUAAGAUUACUCAAGCCAGAGGGUAACCUGUUGGAUGAUCGAUUCAGGACGCUCAUUGUUCAAGGAAAGCUGGAAUCCCGCAAGCCGGUCACACAGGCUCGCAAAGCCAAGAGAAAGAUUACCGAGAAGUGGAUGUCGAAGGACUUCAAGGUCCCGGGCUUUGACUAA
Molecule: messenger RNA, 1299 nt
Organism: Penicillium malachiteum
Lineage: Eukaryota; Fungi; Ascomycota; Eurotiomycetes; Eurotiales; Aspergillaceae
Product: ribosome biogenesis protein NOP53
Exons: 3
Coding region: 1-1299 (432 amino acids)
Biological process (GO): ribosomal large subunit assembly; rRNA processing
Cellular component (GO): nucleolus
Molecular function (GO): 5S rRNA binding
Source: RefSeq, a predicted model, not a curated record